CGGCUGCCUGUGAAAAGGGAUGUUGUGGGGUUGUUGUUUUUUUUUAAUCUCUGUGAUCGGGACUCCCCCACCCCCCCGUAUUCAAAUAUAAAGCCUCCAUUGGCCAAAACGCACAGGAGGGCGUGACCCUGAAGCGGCCUAAAGAGGAGUUGUUCCCCAUUGGUUGGCUGGGGGAAAGGUGGGGCUAAGAAUCGGAGUCUCCCGCCGUUCCUUCUCCCCAGCAUGGAGAGCCGGCGGCGCCCCGGUGUUGGAGUCGGUGUGGUGAUCACUAGUUCCGCACACCCGGGUUGCGUCCUCCUCGGGCAGCGGAAAGGCCUGAUCGGCGGUGGCACCUUCCAGCUACCUGGAGGACACUUAGAAUUCGGUGAAAGCUUGGCAGAAUGUGCAGAGAGAGAGACCUUGGAAGAAACUGCUCUACACCUAACAAAUAUCCGCUUUGCUUCAACUGUAAAUAGUAUUAGUUUGAAGAAUAAGUACCACUAUGUCACUGUUCUAAUGAAAGGAGAGGUGGAUAUGAAUCGUGAAUCUGAACCGAGGAAUCUAGAACCGGAUAAGAAUGAAAGUUGGGAAUGGGUAAAGUGGGAAGAGUUUCCAUCAGCAGAUAAGCUGUUUUGGGCUUUACGCUGCUUAAAGGAGCAAAAUUACAACCCUUUCGAAGAAGACUUAAAUCACCUCAAAGGAUACACGGGAAAUCACCUUUAUGUAACAGAAGAAAGUGUGAUGUAACAGAAGGAAGUGAGAAACAGAUGAACUGUGUCGGAAAGGCUUGUUUCACAGAGAUCUAUGUUUUAAUAUAAUAAAGCUCUACCUGAUCCCUGUAGAA
This is a messenger RNA of Hemicordylus capensis (graceful crag lizard), 823 nucleotides long. RefSeq names its product nudix hydrolase 15 (gene NUDT15). Gene Ontology annotation, biological process: dGTP catabolic process. NCBI's taxonomy places the organism in Eukaryota, Metazoa, Chordata, Lepidosauria, Squamata, Cordylidae. The transcript has 3 exons. Gene Ontology annotation, molecular function: 8-oxo-7,8-dihydrodeoxyguanosine triphosphate pyrophosphatase activity. The record is from RefSeq and is a predicted model, not a curated record. Gene Ontology annotation, cellular component: cytosol. Bases 223 to 726 code for a protein of 167 amino acids.